This is a messenger RNA of Amaranthus tricolor (Joseph's coat), 2299 nucleotides long. RefSeq lists its product as uncharacterized. The coding region runs from base 882 to 2123 and encodes 413 amino acids. Lineage: Eukaryota; Viridiplantae; Streptophyta; Magnoliopsida; Caryophyllales; Amaranthaceae. The record is from RefSeq and is a predicted model, not a curated record. The transcript has 7 exons.
AAAGGAGGUUAGUGGAAAGAAUAUAAAGUCAGCAUUAUUCACCAUUUUAAGCAAAAGAAAUUCUUUUCAAAUAAAGUAAGAAACAUAUAUUCCAAGUUACUCCACUAAUAAAAGGAAAGAAAAAUUGACACAAUUUAACUGGUCACCCAGAUUUAGAUAUUUUUUCUACAGUUUCUGCCAGGAUAAUCCAUUUACUUGGCCUAAAAUAUUCCAUUAUUCAAUCCUAUUAAGCGGCUUUCACUAAAAUGGGAUUUGAGGGUCAUAUGCACAUAACCACACUCUUGUUAGUAAAAGAGGUUUGUCCUAUUGCCUCUAGGUAGCUAAUAAAAAGGUUGUUUUCAAUUUACUUAAACCUAGUGGAUGUAAAAAUUAUAUAAUCAUAAAUAACCUUCUUACUGGAAUAGGAUUUAUAGAGCAAACAUUUAGCAAGUCUAUUAACUAAUUCAGUUCUCAUUAUACACACAUGCAUACGCACUAAAAAAGAGCUACUUUUUCUGAGGUGGUGUCAACGCAUUAUGGGUAAAGUUAAACUUAAGUAACACAACCAUCCAAAUGGUCUGCUUUAAAUAAAUUUGGUGGACCUUAAGGGAUUGUUAGACCAAAAACCAAGACACAGGAAUCUAUUAAAGACAGAAAGGUUAGCUGUCUGUUUCUGUGCCUUAGGAAAUGGUGAGUUAGUGAGAUUGAGCCCUGGCAUCCUUUGAAUUCCUUAAUUUAGUUUCUGGAAGCAAUAGAAUAAAACCUUCUCCCUCAAAGACAAAAUCCUAGAAUAUAAGACUCCAGUGUUCAUCAUAGCAGACAAGAGUAAUACAUACAAAAAACAAAAUCUCGUCAAGCAAAAGAAAACAAGCAGACAUUUAGACUUCAGAAUUCAAACUUACAUGGCUCCAAGAAGUAAAUGUUGCUCCUCAUUAUUUGUCAAAUUUGUUGUUUCCUUCCUCAUUGUUGCUUCAACGUUUAGCUCCACCCUUUCGCUACAGCUCAACCAAACUCUUCAGCCACAACAAGAGCUGCAGAAAUUAAGAAGGAUCAGAGCUUAUCUCAAGAAAAUCAACAAGCCUGCUGUCAAGACUAUUAAGAGUCCCGAUGGAGAUUUCAUAAACUGUGUUCAAAUACAUCUUCAACCAGCUUUUGAUCAUCCAGAGCUCAAAGGACAAAAGCCAUUGGACCCACCAGAAAGAACUAAAAAUUCAGACCCUGUUGAUGAAGUUACCCACAAUCUUCAGCAAUGGACAGAAUCUGGAGAAUCAUGCCCAGAAGGAACUAUUCCAAUCAGAAGAACUACAGAAGAAGAUAUUUUAAGAGCAGAUAAAAUUCGAAGAUUUGGAAGAAAACCUAGAAGAUUCGUAAGGCGAGACUCAGAUGGCAGUGGUCAUGAGCAUGCAGUAGCUUUCGUUAACGGGCAGCAGUUUUAUGGUGCCAAAGCCAGUAUGAAUGUUUGGACACCUCAAGUAACUGAUCCAAAUGAAUUUAGCUUGUCACAAAUUUGGGUCAUCUCCGGUUCUUUUGGGAAUGAUCUUAAUACCAUUGAAGCAGGCUGGCAGGCAAACCCAGCAUUGUAUGGUGAUCAAUACCCGAGAUUUUUCACGUAUUGGACGACGGAUGCGUACCAGGCCACUGGAUGCUACAACCUAUUAUGUUCAGGCUUUGUUCAGACCAACUCCAAGAUAGCCAUUGGAGCAGCAAUCUCCCCCAGAUCAACCUUCAGUGGUAGACAAUAUGACCUCAGUAUCACAGUUUGGAAGGACCCAAAACACGGACACUGGUGGCUUGAACUUGGAUCAGGGUUAUUAGUAGGGUACUGGCCAGCAUUUUUGUUCAGCCACUUACGAACACAUGCAAACAUGAUUCAGUUUGGAGGAGAAAUUGUUAACACCAGAUCUUCAGGUUUCCAUACGGCCACUCAAAUGGGUAGCGGCCAUUUUGCUGAUGAAGGGUUCAGAAAAGCUGCAUAUUUCCGUAAUUUACAGGCGGUUGAUUGGGAUAAUAACUUGAUUCCUUUAUCAAAUCUUCAACUUCUGGCUGAUCAUCCUAGUUGCUAUAAUAUAAAACAAGGAAGAAAUAAUGUCUGGGGCAAUUAUUUUUAUUAUGGAGGACCGGGAAGGAAUGUACAUUGUCCUUAAAACUUAAAAGAAUAGAGAAAAGGAGAAUUGUGAUUUUGAUUUUGGUUUUCUCAUGGCUUCAUUAAGGUCAGGUUAUGAGUAUUGAUAUCUUAGUAUUAUUUCUCUAGCAGUGCAUUAUUCAGUGAGAUCAGUGUAUAUCCAAGAAAUACAAGUUGUUAAUAGGCUAUUCUUUUUUA